GGCCUGCCAUGAUUCCUUCCCCUCUCUCUCCCCUAUCCUAUGUCAUGACAAACAAAAACAAGCUCACCCAGAAACAGACAUGACAGACCGACAGACAGACUUGGACUCGUCUUUCUACAAAUUCCAUAUUCUUCUUCUGAUACAAAUGGUGAAGCCCAACAAAUUACUAACGACAAACAACUACAAUAACAAGCCAUUAUUACAAUUCUUUCAAAAACCAAUCUUCUUUCUUUACUUCAUAUCAUCUCGGAUCCUUCUCUCUAUCCAUCAUCCAGGAGAUCAGAAACUGCUGAGGGUCGAUCUAUCAUCUAAUCUCAAUUGGGUUUUCGGAGAAUCGGAAAACCCUUUGCCCAAUCUUGCUUUGUUAGAAAUUUCUUGAUUUGUUGAUGGCAACUAUGUUUCAAGACGAUGGUUCAUCUUCUGUAACUUCAUCGUCUCUUCAAGGACAUACCAUGAUUUCCUCUGCCUCACCUAACCCAUCAUCGCCAUAUCCAUGGCUCAAAGAGCUUAAAUCUGAAGAACGAGGUCUCUAUUUGAUCCAUCUCUUACUAGCCUGUGCUAAUCAUGUUGCUUCAAGCAGCUUUGAGAACGCUAAUAUCAUCCUUGAUCAAAUCUCCCAACUCGCGUCCCCAACUGGCGAUCCAAUGCAGCGAAUCGCUGCUUAUUUCUCAGAAGCAUUAGCACAAAAGAUUCUAAAAUCAUGGCCUGGAAUCUACAAAGCCCUCCAUUCAACUAAGAUGAGCAUUGUUUCAGAACAAAUACACGCAAACAAACUGUUCGUUGACAUGUUUCCAUUCUUAAAAGUCUCUUUCGUGGUCACGAACCAAGCGAUUAUUGAGGCUAUGGAAGGGGAGAAAAUGGUUCAUGUCAUCGAUCUUAACGCAGCCGAACCUGCCCAAUGGCGAGCCCUUCUCCGUGACUUGAGUGCUCGCCCGGAAGGCCCUCCUCACUUGAGAAUAACCGGAAUUCAUCAACAGAAAGAGGUUUUAGAACAAAUGGCUCAUGUCUUGAUUAGUGAAGCAGAGAAAUUGGACGUGCCUUUUCAGUUCAAUCCCAUUAUAGUUACUAGUUUGGAGAAUCUUGAUUUCGAGAAGCUUUCGGUUAAGACAGGGGAAGCCUUAGCAAUUAGCUCUGUUCUACAACUACACACCCUUUUGGCCAGUGAAGACGAAAUAGGAAAGAAAUCUCCUCCCGGUCCAAGAAAUGACUCGGCUUCUUCGAUCCCAUCUUCGAAAGUCGAUAGCUUUCUCCGAUCAUUAUGCGGGUUGUCGCCAAAGGUUAUGGUAAUAACAGAGCAGGACUCAAACCACAACGGGUCUUUAAUGGAGAGGAUGCUGGAAUCAUUGCAUUUCUAUGCAGCUUUAUUCGAUUGCUUGGAAUCUACAUUGACUAGAACAUCUGUGGAGAGGUUGAAGGUGGAGAAGAUGAUGUUAGGGGAAGAGAUAAAGGAUAUUAUAGCAAACCAAGGAUUUGAGAGGAAGAAAAGGCACGAGAAGAUGGAGAAGUGGUUUCAAAGGAUGGAAAUUGCAGGUUUUGGUAAUGCACCAUUGAGUUAUUAUGGGAUGUUGCAAGCAAAGAGGAUGAUGAUUCAGAAUCAUGGUUGCGAUGGUUAUAAGAUUAAGGAAGAUAAUAAUGGUUGUCUUGUUGUUUGCUGGCAGGAUAGAUCCCUUUUCUCAGUAUCUGCUUGGAGGUGUAGAAGAUGAAACUUCUAUUUAUAAUACCCUUUUUUUUGGUU
This is a messenger RNA of Impatiens glandulifera, 1735 nucleotides long. Its product is annotated as scarecrow-like protein 3. The coding region runs from base 387 to 1703 and encodes 438 amino acids. Gene Ontology annotation, biological process: regulation of DNA-templated transcription. Gene Ontology annotation, cellular component: nucleus. NCBI's taxonomy places the organism in Eukaryota, Viridiplantae, Streptophyta, Magnoliopsida, Ericales, Balsaminaceae. Gene Ontology annotation, molecular function: DNA-binding transcription factor activity; sequence-specific DNA binding. The record is from RefSeq and is a predicted model, not a curated record. The transcript has 2 exons.